Brassica rapa (field mustard) is the source of this 5668-nucleotide messenger RNA. RefSeq lists its product as uncharacterized. The record is from RefSeq and is a predicted model, not a curated record. NCBI's taxonomy places the organism in Eukaryota, Viridiplantae, Streptophyta, Magnoliopsida, Brassicales, Brassicaceae.
GGCGGUCCAAAGCAUCUUAUCAUAUUUCAUAACCGUAAUUUAUUUAUACUUUCCUGAAGAUUCUUACGAUAUCUUUACCUAGGUAAAAAUCCGAGCCUUUGACAAAGUUCAAACGUAUAAAAAAAAAUUAAAUUUACAAUUAAAUUUAUUAUUUCCGUUAAAUCCUGGAUUAUAAAAAAAAAAGAAGAAGUUGAAAACUGUACAUUCACUGAUUUUUAUCAUAGGCAUAUACUAUAUUUGUAUGACUUGAAUUGUGAAUUUUAUAUAUUCGGUCAUUCUUGAGCCUUAGCUAUGAUAAAAAUCUGAAUUCUGUAUAUGGACAUAUGAAUAAUUAAACUGGCUGAAAAAAGAGGUUAAUAAGAUAAAAAAAAUUAGUUGUAUAUAUCCAAUGAGGUUCAUAUUAAUGAACUACACAUUAAUUGACAUUAGGGGUCUCGCUCAUGCCAUUCGUAUACAAGAAAACGAUUAUAUCUCGGCGUAACGAUGAAAACUCCAGUUCCGUAUACUGUUACAGCAGAGAGUAGAAAGUAUGUCAGACGAAGAAAAAGGCGUUCGAGGUUUAGGUUGCCAGCUGGAUGUCUUCUGCUCCACUCAUUUCUCUCAUCUCCAUUCAUUUUCUUUUUAUUCUAAUUUUCAUCUCUUUCUUUCUUUUUAUCUUCACUUUUUUCUUCUUCUUUUUUUUUAUUCUCAUUAUUAUUUUUUAUUCACUUUCUUACUCUCUCAAAUAUUUUCAUUGAUUUCUCCUGUUUUCAUAAUACAUAAAAUUUUAGAUGUUUUUUAUAAAAAAAAUCAGCAAAAUUCAAAGAUGAUCAAACACCAAAUCUACAUAAAACCAGUGAAUUUCAUGACAAUGAUUUCAUUGAUAGUAAAGGUCAGUAAUUUUCUUAUGUUUGAGUUUGUUGUGAAUUAUGAUUAUAACGCAUGUAAUAACGAUAAAACUAUAUGCUGUUAAAAUACUUAUUUGACUACCAAAUUAAGUGUUAUUUGCAGCGUGUUAAACAAAUCAAUAACAUAAUAACAAUCUUUAUAGUUUAGUAUUAAUUAUUAAUAUAAUAUAUUAUUUAUUCUUAAUAGAUAAGUUAAUUACUAAAAUUUAAAUUAACGAAUAAAACAUCAAAGUUAUCAGACAAUGAUCGUGCAAUCAGUAUAUAAAUAUACAGAAUAGUGUAUAAAUUAUUCAAAUAACAAAUAAAGUAAAUUGUAUUCUAAAUCUAUAUUAAAAACAAGAUAAUUUUGUGAAAACAAACAUGUCUUUUUUGUUUCUUUUCUAAACUAAUGAAAAACAGCGAUACGCAGAUACAUAAUAUAUUUUCAUUAUGAAAUAUAGAUCAUAUAUAUGAUGUUUUGCCACAUUGCACACAUACCAAAAAUUAACGUUUUCUAAAAAAUUAUUGAAAAUAUAAUUUUAAAUAAACUUAUUUAAUUAUUAAUUUAAAAAUGAUAAAACUAUAAUUGGCUGCGCAAUUUUUAAUGAAGUUAAAAUUAUUUAAAUAUUAUAACACAACAAAACAUCACUUAAAAUAUUAUUUCUAUCGAAAUGGAGGAAAUACUAAAGUCUAUUCUUCAAUUCUAUCGUCACUGGAAAAACAGUAAUGCUCGAUUUUUUAUUUUAUUUUCUUUUGUCGGCACGGACGCUUGAGUUGUUAGUCGGCUUUUGCUGUCUGCGAGGGCAAAUGGGCGGCCUUGAUUAAUUGUACUGGAAAAUCGCACGUCCUGCUGUUCAGACAGAGAUUUUAUUUCACAAGCUUAAGGAGUUUCAAGUACUUGUUUUUUUGUAAGUCCUGAAUCUUACGUCAGUAGUAGUAUCUUGUUUUUUGGUAACACACUAGUCUCUUGUUUUAUACGGUUAUACCUAUUUUUGCUCAACUAAUAAUAAAACGGUUUUGGAGUGUUUUUUUUUUCUCUUUUUGAAAAUUCACUUUUGGAGUGUUGCAUAUUUUUAAUGAUUACAAAAUUAUAAAAAUUAAUAAAUGUAUUAUUCUAAUUUUAUGUUACUGAAAACUCGAAUAUUUGGUUUAUAAUUUAUAUAUAUAUAUAUAUAUAUAAUCAAAUUUUACAUAUUCAGAUUUAGAAAGUAAUCUUCCAAAGAAGUUUUAACCCAAACCAGAAAAAUCAACCUUUUACACUACCAUUAGACCAUUACAUUUAAUUCAAUAUUUUACAGAUUAAAUAAAAAUUAAACGAAUUGAUUGUGGACAUUUUUAGUUUGUAAUUUCAUUUUUUUUUAAUUUCAUUUUUCUUUUGUUUCAUUUCUUUUGAAAUCUUUGUAUUAUCAGGUCGUUUUAUCGAACCUUCAUGCUACAUUUAAAGGAAAGCAUCAUAUAAUAAUUUUAAAUUUGUGGUAGUGAAUUUGCCAAAUAUAUGGUUUUAAAAGCAUCUAAAAGCAAAAGUCUUAACAAACCAUUUAUCCUCUCUUGACUUUUUUUUUGAGCACCAUCCUCUCUUGACCUAAUACAUUGAACAGAAGGCAUACUAUAAAUAUAUAUAAUCCCAAUUAGUGAAAAGCAGUAUAUGUUGCAAAAUCUGCUAAGAACGUUCAUAAGAUAAUUAAUAGUAGGUUAGACCGACCCAAUGAAAUUUAUAUGGAAGGCGAACUAAUCAGUGCUCUCCACGAGGGCAUUGUGAAUUAGUUUUAGAAAGACGAUUUGUUAGCCACUGAAAAAAUAUUCUGAAUACACUUUUUUGUGAGUAUUUUGCCUAUUUUGUAAAGGACUUUUCUAAUUUUUGUCCACUCAUUCAUUAACAAAAGCGUACAUUGUGCCGAGUCCUCGUUUUUAUAGAUCCCCUAAAACAAAAAAAUCUAAAUACAUUAUAUAUACUAUUUUUAAUAAUCAUAUAAAAUUCACAUUGGAUUUGUUAUUUAUUAACUUAAACUAAUUUAGAGGGUUAAAUAACAUAACAAUUUAGUAUCCUGAUAAAUAAAUUGAAAACCCAAUUCAAAAGAUGUAGACUAUUAGUUUUCUUUUGUGAAAAAGCUUGUGUUUUAUCAAUUGGUUAUCACUUCGUAUUUGAAAGUAUUUCUGUGAAUUUGUUUUCUGUUUUCAUUUUGUGAUAAAAUAUAUUGAUCUCUAUUUUUUAUUUUGUUUCAAGUCACACCAAAAUUCCAGGGACAGCUUUUAUGAAGAUUUUGAAGACAUUGUAAUUGUACCUACCAGAAUUCAGCUUCUUGAGACCAUUUAAAUAAGCUGGCAACGCUGAGUGUCACCUAUUUGAUUAUACUUAGGAUCCAUAAGAUGAAAUGCCACUCGAAGCUAUAUGGGUUCUCUCUGAAAUGCGUUGAGGUGCAGCAGUUGACUAGCUAGACAUCUAGGACCAACAUGCUACGAGGUGGUAAUCCCACUUAUGGAAUUAGAUUCAUGUUAAAUUAUUCACAUCGAAAUAAAAUAAUGUCUUUUGAUUUCACAUGUCUCAGAUUUCUGUCACUCGAUCUCUGUAAAGAUGGAAAAUUCGUUGUUGUCUCAGCUAUGCUACUGGAAGCUCUCGGUUCAGUCCAUAAGGGCCAUGCAAAUUUGAUGUCAUCCCCACAACUUUCUCAGAGCCUCCGAUAGCACAACAAAGAUAACAACGGGUUCUCCGCCCCUGCAGAAAUGGACGCAUGCCAGUGUUUGACAGUCAAAGAAGUUGGUGACCUAAUGACAAGCGAGCUGGUGAUCGAAGCCUAGGUGAACGGCGUUGGCCUCUAUGGCAGAAUUAGUCGGGGAUCCUGAUCUCUUUAGUUACCGAUGAUGUGUUGACGUGUUAUUGUCCGCGUAUGGACUUCAAAACUUUAUUCUACUUUCUUUGUUUUUUUGGGUUUUAUCAACCUAGUGAAUUCUUUUAAGGCCCAUUAAUAUUUUAGAGUGCGUCCACAAACCAGCAUCUUAUUUAUAGUACGACACUUUUCAGUUUACUCUGCUUUCUACCGAAACAAGCAGAUGCAAUCAAACAAAUGAUUUCACAUUUUUUGCUUUCAAAACAUGAUUAUAUAGAGAGUUCAAAACAUAACUAGAAGAAACACAUUAUCAUUAAUUUACUAGAAUUAAUUUUAGAAUUUUAGUAACUAUGUUUUUCAUAUUUUUGUUUUAACUAUCAGUAUUUUUUUUCUUUUAAUUUUUUUUUAUAGUUUUCUAUGAAUUUGAAAUGUUUUUAUAUAUUAUUUUGUGGAUACUUACUUUUAUAACAUAAUAAAUUUACUAAAACUAUAUAUUAUAUUUUAAUUUGUAUAAUAAAAAUAUAAAGCCAAAAUAUUUUCUAUAAUUUUUUAAUAAAUUAAUAAUAUAAUUUUAUAAAUAUCAAUUUUAUAUUUAUUAUCAUAAUAUGAUUUUAAUAUUUUUAUAGUUAUAUAAAAUGUAAAUAUAAUUAAUUUAUGAUUUAACCAUUGAUUCAUUUGGUAGUUAACCAGUCAUAAUUAUCUCACAAACACAUCAAUUUUUAACCGAUGUACCAAAUCUCUUAAUAAUGCUUAAAACCGUAACUACCCGCAUCUGCAAAUGACCGCAACCGCAACAGUUAAACCAGUCAGGCCCUUAGUCGUCGUUUAUGGUUGGUAUUUGUUCUCGCAAGGAUUAUGAAACGAAAGAGGAUCUCUUGGUAGCCUUACACCUACUAUUGUGAUAUAUAUUUUGGAUUCAAAGGCUUGUAUAUAAUGGUAUUUUUUUAUGUUACUAAAAACAUGUUUUCAACCAUAACCAUUACAUAACUUCAGCUUUAAACAAGCUCUUUCUCAAAAAAAAGAAGAAGAUAUAUUCAACUUUAAACACAUAAUUCAAGCAAAUGCAACUUCAAACGACUCAAAAUGAUAAACGAAAUCAUAUUUUCUUAAAAUACCUUACUAUUCGUUACUAUUAUUUACAUAAUACUUACAUAUAUGAUUAAUUAGUGAAUUUAGAAGUGAUAAAAUGACCAUCUUUUCUUUUUAUUUGUAAAUUACGAGAUAAAAAUUAAUGAAACCGAGUAUUUUUAUAGAUAUAAAUUUACUAUUUAAGAAGAUAGAAUUUUUGGAAUAUUUAAUCUAUACCAUUCACUAGAUUUCAUUUUCCAUCAACCGUUGGAUUAAAAUCUUUUCUAAUAUCAUCUAAGAAUCUUGAAUAUUUAAUCUAUACCAUUCUCUAGAUAUUAUAUGUUACCAAUUGUUGGAUUAUUAUCCUAUCCAAAUAUCAUAUAAAAUAUUUAAUAUUUAGUCUACACCAUUCACUAGAUUUCUCAUGGCAUCAACUAUUGGGUUAGAAUCUUGUAUAAUCUACCCAACAUAUUAGAUAAGAAAAUUGUAAAACUGAAUUGUGACCACUCAUUUAAAGUUUUAUCCAUUCGUUUUCACCUAUAAAUAAUAGGUUCCAAGUAAUUUAAAAUAUCACAUUCAAUAAUCUUUUUAUUUGCUAAAAAUAUGAAAAAGAGUAAAGGCUCAUCGUUCAAUCAACAUGAAGAUGAAUUAUUAUGUCGUGUGUAUUUAGAAAUAUCUGAAGAACCAAUUUGUAGUAAUAAUCAAUCUAUAGGAAAGCUAUGGGAAAAAAUCAAAGAUAGUUACAAUGAAAAAAAAGAUGAGAGUUGGAAAAGGUAACAAUUGAAAUUAGUAAUGGGGACAUAAAUAACAAAAUCAAACAUUAAUUUUUUCUUUUCUUUUUUUGAAAACAUGAAUUUGAACAACAUGAACAACAAAAAACAACAAAAACAACAAAAAACAACAAAAACA